AUGAAGUGGCGCAUAUCGGUCCUUCUUCUGCUCCUUAGAGCGAUCCAUGUUUCUGCCGAGAUAUCGGCGCCGGCUGCUCCGUCACACACGGAAGAUAAGCCAAAGAUCGAGCCUUUUAUCGCCCCGAAACUUGUGGACGAUACCACUCCGCCCACCAAAAAGCCGAGCACUCCAGGCCGUAAGCCCGCUGCCUCAAACGGUAAUCCAACACCGUCGGAUCCACGAGAGAAAGGGGAGAUUAAACCUUCCAAGGUUCUACCCCUUGUUGACGACACCACUCCACCCACGAAAAAGCCGAGCACUCCAGGCCGUAAGCCCGCUGCCUCAAACGGUAAUCCAAUACAGACAGAUCCACGAAAGAAAGGGGAAAUUGAACCUUCCCGUGUUCCGCGUCUUAUCGAUGACACUAUUCCGCCCAGCAAAAAGCCAAGCAGUACUGGUCAUAAGCCUGUUGCCUCCAACGGCAAUCCAACACCGUCGGUUCCAAGAGAGAAAGGGGAGAUUCACUUUUCCCGUGUCUUCCCCGCUGUUGACGAUACUACUCCGCCCACGAAAAAGUCAACCAAUUCGGGCAAGAUAGUUACGGUGUCAGACUUUAAUCCAGGACCGGCAGAUCCAAGAGAGAAAGGGGAGAUUACACCUUUCCCUGUUCCACAUCUUAUCGAUGACUCUACUCCGCCUACCAAAAAGCCGAGCAUUCCAGGCCCUAAGCCUGUUGCUUCAAACGCUGACCCAACACCGACGGAUCCUAAAGGAAAGUUUGAAAUUGUACAUUCCGAGGUUCUACCCCUUUCCGAUGAUACGGAUCCACCAAAGGAAGAGAUAUCUACGGAUGAUGCAACUGACAAUGCACCUGCUGAUGCGCCGUCUCCGUCAGAGCAUCGAGAGAAAGGAGAGGGUCGAACCUCCCACGUUCUACCCCUUGUUGACGAUACCACUGCAGCCAAAAAGCCAAGCAGUCCAGGCCGUAACUCCCCUGCGCCAAAUGGUGGUUCUGAACCUUCGGAUGCAAAAGAAAAAGUUGAAAUUGAGCGUAUCCAUGUUCCGCGGCUUGUCGACGAUACGGACCCUCCAAAAGAAGAGUUGACGGCCAAUGGUGAUGCCGUUGAUACCGCAGGCAAUGGUGACCCAACACCGGAAGAUCCUGAAGGAAAGGUGGAAAUUAGGCGUAUAGUUGUUCCGCAUCUUAUAGAUGAUGCUACUCCUCCCACUGUGGAACAAAGCAUUCAUGGAAAAAACCAUGAUGUUUCAAACGGCAAUUCAGCACCGACGGAUCCAAGAAAGAAAGCGGAAAUUAAGAAAAUCGACGUCCUCCCUCUUUCCGAUGAUACGGAUCCACCAAAGGAAGAGAUAUCUACCGAGGAUGGCGAAACUGAUAAUGCAACUGCUGACGCCCCGUCGCCGACGGAUCCGAAGAAAAAAGGGGAGUUUCGACGUUCCGGUGUGUUACCUCUUAUCGACGAUACCACUCCGCCUAUUAAAAAACCAGGCAGUACUGGCCGUAAGCCUGUUGCCUCCAACGACAAUCCAACACCGACGGAUCCAGGAGAGAAAAGGAGGAUUACGCAUAAGAGGGUCCUCCCUCUUUCUGACGAUACAGAUCCACCAAAGGCAGAAUUAUCUAUCGAUGAUAGUGUAACUGACAAUGCAACUGCUGAUGCCACGUCGUCGACGGAUCCGCAAGGAAAGGUGGAAAUUGAGCAUUUCCAUGUUCCGAAACUUAUUGACGACACCACUCCGCCCACGAAAAAGCCGAGCACUGCAGGGCGUACGCCCGUUGCGUCAAACGGUGAACCAACACCGUCGGAUCCUAAAGGAAAGGUGGAAAUCAGGCACUUCGAGGUUCAACCCCUUAUCGAUGACACUACUCCACCGAAGAAGCCAAGCAGUGGUGGCCAUAAGCCUACUGUAUCAAAUGGUAAUCCAACACCAUCAGACCCAAGAGAGAAAGGGGAGAUUAAACCUUCCAUCGUCCCAAAACUUGUGGACGAUACCACUCCGCCCACCAAAAAGCCAAGCAGUACUGGCCGUAAGUCUGUUGCCUUCAAUGGUAAUCCAACACCGACGGGUCCGAAAGAAAAAGCGGAAAUUAGACACGUAGAUGUCCUCCCACUUUCCGAUGAUACGGAUCCACCAAAGGCAGAAUUAUCUAUCGAUGAUGGUGUAACUGAUAGCGCAGCUAAUGGUAAUUCAACACCGUCGGAUCCGAAGAGAAAACCGCAGAUUAUACAUUCUGAUGUGUUACCUCUUAUCGAUGAUACCACUCCAUCGAAGAAGCCAAGCAGUGGUGGCCAUAAGCCUACUGUAUCAAAUGGUAAUCCAACACCGACGGAUCCAAGAAAGAAAGCGGAAAUUAAGCAAAUCGACGUCCCCCAUCUUUUCGACGAUACUGAUCCCCCAAAAGAUGAAUUAUCUACCGAUGAUGGUGUAACUGACAAUGCAACUGCUGAUGCCACGUCGCCGACGGACCCGAAAGAGAAAGGGGAAAUUACACCUUCACUUGUCCCGCGUCUUAUCGAUGACACUACUCCGUCGACCAAGAAGCCGAGCACUCCAGGCCGUAAGCCCGCUGCCUGCAACGGUAAUCCGACACCGUCAGACCCAAGAGAGAAAGGGGAGAUUAAACCUUCCAUCGUCCCAAAACUUGUGGACGAUACCACUCCGCCCACCAAGAAGCCGAGCACUCCAGGCCGUAAGCCCGCUGCCUGCAACGGUAAUCCGACACCGUCAGACCCAAGAGAGAAAGGGGAGAUUAAACCUUCCAUCGUCCCAAAACUUGUGGACGAUACCACUCCGCCCACCAAAAAGCCGAGCACUCCAGGCCGUAAGCCCGCUGCGUCAAACGGUGAACCGACACCGGCCGAUCCACGAGAGAAAGGAAAGGUAGAGCAUUUUAGCGUCCUCCCUCUUUCUGACGAUACGAAGUUUCCAAAAAAUGAGCCGUUUGCCGAUGCUGUUGCACCUAAUAGCGACAUAGCUCCUUCUGAUCCGAAAGACAAGGCGGAAAUUGAACACAUCCAUGACCUCCCACUUUCCGAUGAUACGGAUCCUCCAAAAGAAGAAUUAUCUACAGAUGAUGAUGCAACUGCCGAUACCCCAUCGCCGUCAGCGCAUCGAGAGAAAGGGGAGUUUACACCUUCCGAUGUGUUACCUCUUAUUGACGAUACCACUCCACCCAAAAAGCCAAGCAGUCCAUGCGGUAAGCCUGUUGCCUCCAACGGUGACCCAACACCGGCGGACCCGAAGGAGAAAGAGGAGAUUGUACCCUCCCGUGUUCCACAUCUUAUCGAUGAUACCACUCCACCGAAGAAGCCAAGCAGUGGUGGCCAUAAGCCUACUGUAUCAAAUGGUAAUCCAACACCGACGGAUCCAAGAAAGAAAGCGGAAAUUGAGCAAAUCGACGUCCUCCCUCUUUCUGACGAUACAGAUCCACCAAAGGAAGAAUUAUCUAUCGAUGAUGGUGUAACUGAUAGCGCAGCUAAUGGUAAUCCAACACCGUCGGAUCCGAAGGAAAAAGGGGAGUUUACACCUUCCGGUGUGUUACCUCUUAUUGACGAUAGCACUCCGCCUACUAAAAAACCAGGCAGUGCUGGUCAUAAGCCUGCUGCCUCAAACAGUAAUCCAACACCGACGGAUCCAAGAAAGAAAGGGGAGAUUAAACCUUCCGGAGUUCAGCCCCUUAUUGACGAUGCCACUCCGCCCACGAAAAAACCAACUAAUUCGGGCAAGAUAGUUACGUUGUCGAACGUCAAUACAGGACCGGCAGAUCCAAGAGAAAAUGUGGAAAUUGAACAUUUCCAUGUUCCGCCCCUUAUUGACGAUACCACUCCGCCCACGAAUAAAACGAGCACUCCAGGUCGUAAGCCCGCUGCGUCAAACGGUGAUCGCACGCCGGCCGAUCCACGAGAGAAAGGGGAAAUUGAACCGUCCAUUGUUCCGCAUCUUAUCGAUGACACAACUCCGCCUACUAGAAAACCAGGCAAUGCUGGUCAUAAGCCUGCUGCCUCAAACAGUAAUCCAACACCGACGUAUCCGAAAGAAAAAGCGGAAAUUAUACACAUAGAUGUCCACCGUCUUUCCGACGAUACGGAUCCUCCAAUGGAAGAGUUAUCUACCGGUGAUGAUGCAACUGACAAUGCAACUGCUGAUGCCCCGUCGCCGACGGAUCCGAAGGAAAAAGGGGAGUUUAUACAUUCCCGCGUUCUACCCCUUAUCGACGAUACCACUCCGCCUACUAAAAAACCAACUAAUUCGGGCAAGAUAGUUACGUUGUCGGACGUCAAUCCAGGACCGGCAGAUCCAAGAGAGAAAGGGGAGAUUAAGCAUUUCCGCGUUCUACCCCUUAUUGACGAUACCACUCCGCCUACGAAAAAGCCAAGCAGUCCAUGCCGUAAGCCCGCUGCCUCCAACGGUGACCCAACACCGGCGGACCCGAAAGAGAAAAGGGAAAUUACACCUUCCCCUGUUCCGCGUCUUAUUGAUGACACCACUCCGCCCACGAAAAAGCCGAGCACUGCAGGCCGUAAGCCCGCCGCGUCAAACGGUGACCCAACACCGGCGGACCCGAAAGAGAAAGGGGAGAUUGAACCUUCCGGUGUGUUACCUCUUAUUGACGAUACCACUCCGCCCACCAAAAAGCCAAGCAGUACUGGCCAUAAGCCUGUUGCCUCCAACGGCAAUCCAACACCGGCCGAUCCACGAGAGAAAGGGGAAAUUAAACCUUCCCGUGUCUUCCCCGCUGUUGACGAUACUACUCCGCCCACCAAAAAGCCAAGCAGUUCUUGCAGAAAUAAGACUGCAAUUCGUCGGAGAAUACGUUGCAGAGCAGACUGA
Babesia bigemina is the source of this 4833-nucleotide messenger RNA. RefSeq lists its product as hypothetical. The transcript has a single exon. The coding region runs from base 1 to 4833 and encodes 1610 amino acids. The record is from RefSeq and is a predicted model, not a curated record. NCBI's taxonomy places the organism in Eukaryota, Apicomplexa, Aconoidasida, Piroplasmida, Babesiidae.